AUGACGAUUCAUUCUGCAGUGAUUCAGAAGCUACUGAGCACCAACGCCCACAUCGGGCGUCAAGUCGCUACUCACCAUUUCAAAGACUACACAUACGGUUUCCGCAACCGAAUGGCCAUUAUCGAUUCCGAUAAGACCUUAAUCUGCAUGCGUAGCGCUUUCAACUUCAUCUCUUCCCUCGCUCGCCAAAACGGACGCUUCAUGUUCAUCAACACCAACCCUCUCUUCGACGAAAUCUUCGAGCUCAUGACCAAAAAAGUUGACUGCUAUAGUCCCUCUUCCAAUUCUCUCUGGCGCACUGGUGGAUUCCUAACCAACUGUAACAGCCCUAAGAAGUUUCGAUCUCGUAACAAGAAGCUUUGUUUCGGUCCCACGCAGCCUCCCGAUUGCAUUGUUAUUGUUGAUACUGAGAGUAAAUCUUCUGUUAUCGACGAGGCUUAUAAACUUCAGAUUCCCAUUGUGGCUCUCGUCGAUUCUGCUAUGCCUCUUCAUACUUUCAGCCGCAUUGCUUAUCCUAUUCCUGUUAAUCCCUCUGUUCAGUUUGUCUAUCUGUUUUGUAAUUUAAUUACCAAAACAUUGCUUCUCGAGAAGAACAACUUGCAGCUCUCUAAUCCCAAAAUUGAUCUUAGAGAAGAAGCUAUCAGAAUUGAAGAUAAGAAGCGCAAAAAUAAAUUGGCUAAGGUUGGCUUCACUGUUAUACCCUACGAUGAUUUAGCACCCUUACCUGAAGCAGAUAUAGAAGAAACUAAGAAACUUUUGGACAAGCUUGUUGUUUUGAAGGUCAAUCAUGACUCCGGAAGUAACAUGGGUUUUGAAAACCCCAAAUCUGCAAUAGAUAUUGGUGAUGGAAAGACAUUUCUUGACUUGAUCAUUAACCAGAUUGAGACCCUCAACUCCAAGUAUGGAUGCCAGGUUCCAUUAUUUAUUUUUAACAAAGAUGACACUCACGAUAGUACUUUAAAGGUUUUGGAAAAGUAUUCGGAAUCAAGCAUUGAUGUGCAUACUUUUAAGCAGGGUGAACAUCCAGAGUUAACAUUAUCAGGCGAACAUUGCAGCAAAGAGGAAGUGCAAACAGUGGACGAUGGUGAUAUAUUCCGUUCACUAAUGAUAGAUGGAACCCUUGAUUUAUUAUUAUCACAGGGAAAGGAGUAUAUCCUUGUGAUGAAGUCCGACAAUGUGGCAACAGUUGUUGAUCCAAAUAUAUUAAAUCAUUUGAUGACAAAUACUAUUGAUUAUUGCAUGGAGGUGACACCAAGCCAUUCAUCUAAUUUGAUCUUAACUCCAAUGAAUUUUAAGCUUCAGGAGAUUGCUCAAAACCAAGAUAAACACUUGAAGGACAAAUUCAAACUCAUAGAUACAACAAACAUGUGGGUGAGUUUAAGAGCCAUUAAGAGACUAAUUGAUACUAAUAGACUAAAGCCCAAGAAGCCCUCAAUUUUGAAGGGGAGUGACUAUGAUCAAACUCUUCGGCAAGAAACCAAGGCUGAAUCGGCAGUACAGUUCUUUGAUAAUGUAAUCGGUGUCUCAACACCCGAGUCUCGUUUUCUUCCCUUGGACGCAACCUCGGAUUUACUGCUUCUACAGUCAGAUCUAUACACUUAUAGAGAAGGUGUUUUAACUCGUAAUCCCGCUAGAACCAACCCUUUAAAUCCUGUGAUUGACUUGGGACCGGAAUUUGCAAAGAUUGAUGAUUUCCAACGUCGGUUCAAAUCUAUUCCAAGUAUCACCGGGUUGGAUAGUUUGGUAGUGAGAGGUGAUGUGUGGUUUGGAUCUAAUAUUACUUUAAAGGGACAAGUGACUAUUGCUGCAAAACCUGGCUCAAAAUUGGAAAUUCCAGAUGGGGUAGUAAUUGAGAAUAAGGAGAUCAACGACCCUGCAGAUAUCGACGGAUGA
Messenger RNA from Vicia faba (fava bean), 1893 nucleotides. The record is from the annotation of a GenBank genome assembly. NCBI's taxonomy places the organism in Eukaryota, Viridiplantae, Streptophyta, Magnoliopsida, Fabales, Fabaceae.